CUGGUCCAUUAAAACGCGUCGCAUUGAUGAUCUUCCCCUCUCUGAGUGAAGACAGCGUUGCGCAAGUUUUUCCGGUAACCUUUUCUCAUGGAGGCGGGCUCUUCAAGAAAAAGAACGAAAAAGACAAAGUUAUGGGAAGUAGAUGUUUUUUAUAUAGAGAGUGCUCCAGCUGUAUUUCAUCUUUCUUUCAAGAAGAGCCAAGCAGGGUUAGUAUAGUGUCUUUAAUCUUCCAUAUUAAAUAUUUAUAGAGUGCUCCUACUUAAUUCCACGGGUUCCAAAAAUAUCCUUCUUGGAACCACGUCAUCAACAAUAAUAGUUAGUAUAUUAUCAUAAGUUAGUUGUUGUACUUGGUCGUUGACGAUGAGCAAGAUCUUCUUCGAUGUUCAACAUCUUCACUUUUCUACAAAGAACAUGAUAGAUGUAGUAAUUCUAGUAUUUACAAUCGCGGCAGGUUGUUGACUGUUGAUUGGUACAUAAUUUGGCUUCCCGACAGGGUCCAAAUGGGAUGCUUCCUUUCUAUUUCGUACAAUGUACUUAUGUUAGAGUAGUUUAUAGAACGGAUGUAGGAUGGACUUGGAUGGAUCGAAUGGACCCCCCUGAUUCUUCCGAUCUUACUGGAAAUGGUGGGAAGCCCAUCCGAUCCAUCCGAUCCAUCCCAUCCCGGAUCUGGCACCCCUAUGAGUUAUUCUAUUAUAAUGUAGCUCUAGUUCUUGUAGUUGGUCUUGUUGUAGUUUUUAGAGGACCUCCUCCGCGCGUAGUUAAGUAGAGCACCAGUUCUAAAUAUGACUGGCCUCCCGCAGAAAUCGCAAAUGCUGCUCAGAUGUACGCAAGGCUGGUCAGGCUGCUUCUUCAAGAGGGGCAAGUAGAACGACAAGAUGUUGCACGACCGGAAGAGGAGCACCACCACCAGCAGAAUAUGAAGAUGACCUUCAGCCAUUUGCAUAAGAUGUUUUCGCGACAGGUGCCGAAAGUUGUGCAGGGUUUUUUGCAUGAUAUUUGGGGGAACGGAAACUACCAUCAAGGCAUUCGCUGGGACGUCGAGCAGGAAUGGAGGAGCUUCGCGGAAAUGAUAAUUAAGCAUUUUAAUUUAUUUUCAUCAUGAUUUCCUUGUUCGUCGUCUUGUCCCCUAGAAAAAAAAAUCCAUUUCGGUCUUGAUGUCCCACUCACAUCUUCAUUAGGGUCGUCGUGAGCUCUAAGAUAAGCGCCUAUCUACACUACUUGCCGUGGCCAACACCAGCAACACCAGCAACAGCACAAAAUGUUGCGCGCCAAUAUCGCAGUCUACAUGAUGCAUUUGUGGACAUUAUCUACCAGAGUUUGGAUCAGGAUGAUGCCGCAGCAAGUCCCGAAGACCACGAUAAAAGGAAAAAUGAGGACCUCAUUUCCGCCGUCGACUCUCUAUACAUUAAGGCUACAACAAGCAAUUAUAGCAAUCCAUCUUGACUAGUAUCCAUCUUCUUGACUGUUUCGCUAUCCGACGUGGAGCUUGCGAACCCGUCGUCGCUGGAUGGAACAUCGACCACUUGCCGCCACUAGUAUAGGCAUGAAGAUCUUGGUCGUGGUCCUCCCGUUUUCAUUCUUUAAGGGGAAAUAAAUAUAGAUAAAGGGAGCUGCAACCAAGAUGCUGAUGGCGAUGGAUUUCUCUUAGUUCUAAACAUCAAGCAAAUGCACGCACUAUCGAGCUGCGCAUUAACCGCGCUGGUGGUAUGCACGAACCGCCUUUACCGAUGUGGCUCCUUCGGAUCGCUCUGGAAGCGAGGGGCGAAGAAGUGCCGAAUUGGUUGCGUGAGAAUCCGGAAGCGGAAUUGUCAACUUUUUGUAGACCUCUACCUCAUCUUCAACAUCAAGGUGCUGAUCAUCCGGCGCAAGAAUCAUGGAAACAACUCGACACCUUUCAAUGGACGGGUCGAGGAAUCCUCGCGACUAAUCACUACGAAGAUUAAGGCUACAGUUUAUCACUAUCUUCGUGUCAUGUGGACUGCAGCUCUGCUGAGGCGUCCUGAGUGAGGCAGCCCUGCUGAGGCGUCCUGAGUGAGGCAGCCCUGCUGAGUCGUGUUGAGUGGGGGCGGUCGGUCCCCAUUUUUUUUUUAUAAGUAAAUAAACAAGGGUCCGACCACGAACAAUAAACUUAGGGGGACCUCCCAGGGUAUGUCACUCAAGCAGGGAUCAUAGUGAAAAACUAGCGCUAAGAAGAUCAAUGGAGGCACGACAGAAGGUCGCGGAAGCUGGAGAAAUUAUUCUACUGGUAUCGUUACAGUCUCGUGGACCGUUGCAUCGCAGGAUCCAUCCAGUGGCGCAAUGUCGACAUGGGGGCCCUUUGGAGAAGCUGUUUGUAG
Amoebophrya sp. A25 is the source of this 2336-nucleotide messenger RNA. NCBI's taxonomy places the organism in Eukaryota, Dinophyceae, Syndiniales, Amoebophryaceae. The record is from the annotation of a GenBank genome assembly.